Cetraspora pellucida is the source of this 432-nucleotide messenger RNA. NCBI's taxonomy places the organism in Eukaryota, Fungi, Glomeromycota, Glomeromycetes, Diversisporales, Gigasporaceae. The record is from the annotation of a GenBank genome assembly.
AUGAAUCGUGGCUUAAGAACUGAUAAUAUUUUACAUGUGGAUUUUCUUUUCUGGUUAAAUCAUUUAAAAGAAGAAAAAAAGGAACAAAGUAGCAGCGAUACGAACAUAAUGGCCAAAGAGACCAUGAGUCAAUUUUGGCUAUGGCUUGGAGGAGUUCUAUUUGGUAUAACAUUGAUUUUGCUAAUAUAUGUAUGUCCUAUCCUUGAACUUACAAAGAUAUUAUAUUUUCACUUGCAUUCGAAUGCAAUUAUAUUAAAUAACCCUAUUAUUGAGUACAUGUAUUUAGCUCUAUCAAUUCCACUUCCAGUUGGCUUGGUGUGGUUGGGUAUAUUAAAGCGUCGCUGUAGUGUAAAAAUUAUAAGAGAUAAGAUAAUAGAAGAAUUAUGCUUUGUACCGUUAUACAUGGUUGUAGUUUCAGGUAAGUCCACCUAG